GUCUUGAAUGCAGUUUGACAGUGCGGUCCCUGCUCCCCCCACCUCGGUCACACGGGUUCUGAGGCCCAGUGAACUCUGACGUGCGGCGGGUCGGGGACGCGGCGGCGGCCGUUCCGCGUUGGACCCACGAGGAGCCAUGGCGCAGAAGAAGAAGCGGCCGAACAAACCCAGGAAGGCGCGGAUCCGCUCUCAGGGCCACCGGCGGGACGUGGAGGUCGAGAGCGACGGCGGCGAGUUCGAUCUGGUGCCUUCGAUCGAGGAGGAUGCGCUGGGUGUCGGCGAGCACAAUGCCAAAUGUUUACCAAGCUUUCCUUCAGCUGAUUACCCAUCUGAUGUGGAACCUGACACCAGAGAGAUGGUCCGGGAACAGAAUAAGAAGAAGAAGAAGUCGGGGGGUUUUCAGUCCAUGGGUUUAAGCUUUCCUGUUUUUAAAGGCAUAAUGAAGAAAGGCUAUAAAGUGCCAACUCCAAUUCAGAGAAAGACAAUCCCAGUGAUACUGGAUGGAAAGGAUGUUGUUGCCAUGGCCAGGACGGGCAGUGGUAAGACUGCAGCAUUUCUUAUUCCUUUGUUUGAGCGGUUGAAGGUGCGUUGUGCACAGACAGGAGCAAGAGCUUUAAUUCUCACCCCAACUAGAGAACUUGCAUUACAAACCAUGAAGUUCACAAAAGAGCUUGGAAAGUUUACUGGCUUCAAAACAGCUUUAAUCUUGGGUGGAGACAAAAUGGAAGAUCAGUUUGCAGCACUUCAUGAAAAUCCUGAUAUAAUAAUUGGCACACCAGGUCGUUUAAUGCAUGUGAUUGUGGAAAUGAACCUCAAGCUACACAAUGUUGAAUAUGUGGUCUUUGAUGAAGCUGACAGAUUGUUUGAGAUGGGAUUUGCUGAGCAAUUGCAAGAGAUUAUUCAAAGGUUACCAGAAUCCAGACAGACCUUGCUAUUCUCAGCGACAUUACCCAAGCAAUUGGUGGAAUUUGCACGUGCUGGUUUGACAGAACCAGUUCUAAUCCGACUGGAUGUAGACACUAAACUGAAUGAUCAGUUACAGCUGGCAUUUUUUCACGUAAGGUCUGAUGACAAGGCAUCUGUUCUUCUCUACUUGUUAAGAAAUAUUAUAAAACCUCAAGAACAGACAGUUGUUUUUGUAGCUACCAAACAUCACGUGGAAUACGUAAAAGAGCUAAUUACCAGACAGGGCAUUGACUGUUCAUACAUCUACAGUGCUCUGGAUCAAACAGCAAGAAAAAUCAACAUUGGGAAAUUUGUCCACAGAAAAUGUAUGGUGAUGAUUGUUACUGAUGUUGCAGCUCGUGGUAUUGAUAUUCCCAUGUUGGAUAAUGUUGUAAACUACAAUUUCCCAUCCAAAGCUAAACUUUUCUUGCAUAGAGUUGGUCGAGUAGCGAGAGCUGGUAGGAGUGGCACUGCUUAUUCAUUGGUAGCCUUGGAUGAAAUUCCAUAUGUAUAUGAUCUGCAUUUGUUCCUCGGGCGACCCCUCAAAUUUGCAGGCCAGAAUGAGAAUUCGGAAGAUUCAGAUGGAAUAUAUGGCAGAGUCCCUCAGAGUAUUAUAGAUGAUGAAGAAUCACUACUUAUGGCAGACCAUAAAGCUUCACUAGAUCUUCAAAAUCUGAAAAAAGUGUCAGAGAAUGCUUACAUUCAGUAUCUGAAAUCAAGACCCACUCCUUCUCCAGAGUCAAUAAAGAGAGUUAGAGAAAUGAACUUCAUGACACUGGGCAUUCAUUCAUUAUUUGGUACUAGCCUGGAAGGUACAGAACUUCAAAGACUAAAAGUUAUCGACAGUAUCAAAAAUUAUAAAGCAAAAUCUACCAUUUUUGAAAUAAACUCUACAAACAAGAGCACAGCAAGUGAGAUCAUGAGGAUGACGCGAAAUAAGCAGCAACAUGUAAUCCACAAGUUUCAGAAGUUGAAGCAAGAAAAGCAAACGAGUGCAUCCACAAACCUGCCAAGCCCAAAGGAAGCAGAUCCCUCUGCUGUGCAGGAGGCUGAUGAUGACAACAUUAAGAUUGUGUUCUCUGAAGUUAUGGGGAGGAAGAGAAAGAAUAAAGAACCCUCUAAUCAUUUGUCCAAAAAGAAGAAAGAGUGUAGCAAGGAUGAUCAAUUUUACAUUCCUUAUCAACCAAAGGACUUCAAUUCUGAAAGAGGGUUAAGCUUAAGUGGGGAAGGUACUAACUUUGAGCAGCAGGCAUCUGGAGCUGUGUUAGACUUGAUGGGAGAUGAAGCAGAAGAUAUGCAAAAACAGAAACAAAUGCUGAAAUGGGACCGUAAAAAAAAGCGAUUUGUCAGUAACACCAGCAAACAAAAUAAGAAAAUAAAGACUGAAAGUGGACGAUACAUCAGUGCUUCGUAUAAAAAGAACAUCUACGAAGAGUGGAAGAAAAAAUACAAGAUAGAUGAAAGAAUAUCUGAUGAUGAAGCUGAAAAUGAACAAAGUAAUCACAAGGGCAAGAAAAGUGGCUACGGUGGAAGAAGAAACUCACGAUCUUUCUCAAGAAAACCAAGUCAGCAACAUGGAGUACGCUCAGAACUUAAGACCAAAGCUGAAAUUCUUAAAGAAAGAAAGAGAAAGGAAAAAAUGCAAUUCCUGCAACGGGGAGGAAUGAAGAAGCUCAAGAAGAAGAAUCGGCAACAUGUAAGAGAAAUGAAGAGCAUGGCGUUCGGCAGAGGCAAAGGGAAAGGGAAAAUGAGGAAAAAAAUGUAAUACAGAAAUGCACUAUGAUAUUUUUGUCAUUUACAAUAAUAAUAUGGUUCUGGCUAAUAUUAGCUGAAGCCCAUUUUGCCUUCCUUUUUUAUUUAUUCUAGUUAUGGGAUGGAAGUUUAAGUAGAAUGGAAGGAGAUAAUGAUGUCUCAAGACUGAACAUACUGACUUUUGUACAAUCUGCAAUAUAAAGACUUUAUAAUGAAAGUUGUUUUAUAUAUCUGAAGUCUACUGCCUUCAUUGAAAUGUCCUAAAAAAUAUUGUAGUCCAAAGACUGAAGUUAUGCACAUCUAUUAAAGCACAGUUUUUUGAAUUUAUUUUUAAAAAUAAAUACCUUCUCAAUUAUAUGAUAAAACAUUUUUAAUUCAAACCAUUUUGUCCCUGUGCUAAACUAUAAAAUGAUCGUGUUGGAUGCUGUCAUGAAAAUCCCAAAAAAGUGUGUCUGUUGUGAAUUGUGUGUAAGGUUAUUAAAAUUAUGCAACUAAACAAAUGAAUCUCAGUGGGCUAAAUUUUGCUGGUCCAAUUUUCUCUCGCCCGCCUUCUCUCUACACAUUACCCAUUACACAUUCAUAUGGAGCAGACCAGAGGACCAAUCUCACUGGCCUUCCAAAAUCCUGUGGUAUGCCCUCAGCAAAGAAAGAUGCUUUCCUGUUCAGCCUCUGACAGCUAACAAAGCCAGGAGUAGGGUUUUGC
Messenger RNA from Pristis pectinata (smalltooth sawfish), 3400 nucleotides. RefSeq names its product DEAD (Asp-Glu-Ala-Asp) box polypeptide 54 (gene ddx54). Gene Ontology annotation, cellular component: nucleus. The coding region runs from base 137 to 2710 and encodes 857 amino acids. Gene Ontology annotation, molecular function: ATP binding; RNA binding; RNA helicase activity. The record is from RefSeq and is a predicted model, not a curated record. The transcript has 20 exons. Lineage: Eukaryota; Metazoa; Chordata; Chondrichthyes; Rhinopristiformes; Pristidae.